Messenger RNA from Epinephelus moara (kelp grouper), 1415 nucleotides. Its product is annotated as alpha-1-antitrypsin homolog. Bases 174 to 1406 code for a protein of 410 amino acids. The transcript is spliced from 5 exons. Gene Ontology annotation, biological process: negative regulation of endopeptidase activity. The record is from RefSeq and is a predicted model, not a curated record. NCBI's taxonomy places the organism in Eukaryota, Metazoa, Chordata, Actinopteri, Perciformes, Serranidae. Gene Ontology annotation, molecular function: serine-type endopeptidase inhibitor activity.
ACUAAGAAAUAUGUGUUAUUAUCAGUUAGGUCUUGUGUAAGUUUGUGCAUGGUCAGAAAUCUCUUAGGACAGAGGAGGCUGAACUUUGUUAAUUUUUAAUAAAUGUGUCAGCUGACUCUCUUCCAUCUCCUGAUAAAGAUGAACUUUCUACCAGACUGCACCAGAAGACGUUCAUGGCUGUAAAGAUGCGUGGGAUCUUUUGUGCACUCGCAGCACUGCUGCUGGCUGCAGCAUGGGCAGACCACCAACACCACCAUGGCUCUGAUCACAGCCACGAGGGAGAGCUGAGCUACCACAAGCUGUCGUCUCCCAAUACUGACUUUGCCUUUGCCCUCUACAAAAGUCUGAAUGCCCACACUGCUGCUGGAAAGAACAUCUUCUAUUCGCCACUGGGCAUCUCCACCGCCCUGUCCAUGAUGUCUACAGGGGCCGGUGGUGAAACCCACAGCCAGCUGUUCUCCAGCUUGGGCUACAGCACCUUAAACCAGACUCAGGUCAAUGAAGCAUACGAGCAUCUUUUCCACAUGCAUGGACACAGCCAGGGGGAUCAACGGCUGGAUGUUGGUAACGCCGUGGCUGUGCGCUCUGGCUUCACUCCUCUGGAGAAGUUCCUGAACGAUGUCAGGCACUACUACUCUGGUGAGGUCUUCAACGUUGAUUUAACCAAACCUGCAGAGGCUGCAGCUGAGAUCAACAGAUUCAUUGCUAAUAAAACCCAGGACAAGAUCAAAGACAUGGUGAAGGACCUGGACCCUGAUAUGGCCAUGGUGCUGAUCAACUACGUCUACUUUAAAGCACAGUGGAAAUCACCCUUCAACAGUGACAAUACACACAAGGCGGACUUCCAUGUGGACAAGACCACUAAAGUUCAGGUGGACAUGAUGAUGAGGACGGGUUACUACGACACCUACUGGGAUGUUGACAACCACACCACUGUCAUCAAGCUGCCCUACAAUAGCAACACCACCAUGAUGAUCGUCCUGCCUGAUGAAGGCAAGAUGGAGGAGGUGGAGGGCUACAUCAACAAGGACUAUAUCCAUCACUGGUGCAAGUCAGCCUCCAUGAGAUAUGUGGAUCUGUUCCUGCCAAAGUUUUCCAUCUCUACUGAUGCCUCCCUGAAAGACACACUCAAGGAAAUGGGUAUAACCGACGCUUUUGAGGACAACGCUGAUUUCUCUGGCAUGUCUGAAGAGUUCAAGCUCAAAGUCUCAAAGGUGUCCCACAAGGCUAUGCUGAGUGUCACUGAGAAGGGAACAGAGGCAGCAGCCGUCACCAUAGCUGAGAUAACACUGACGAUGUUGCCACCAUCAGUGAGAAUUGACAGACCCUUCCUGGUCUUCAUCAUGGAGACCUCCACCAAGAGCAUCCUCUUCAUGGGCAAGGUCAACAACCCCACAGCCAUGUAAAGAUAAGAA